Messenger RNA from Benincasa hispida (wax gourd), 1002 nucleotides. Its product is annotated as chlorophyll a-b binding protein of LHCII type I, chloroplastic. Lineage: Eukaryota; Viridiplantae; Streptophyta; Magnoliopsida; Cucurbitales; Cucurbitaceae. The record is from RefSeq and is a predicted model, not a curated record. Gene Ontology annotation, biological process: photosynthesis, light harvesting. Gene Ontology annotation, cellular component: membrane.
CCUCUUCAUCAAAUUCAUCCAGCAGCCUCUUCACAUCAUUUCAUACCCAUUUCGAAUUCCUUCUGAAUCAUUCCAAUGGCUGCCUCUACAAUGGCUCUCUCCUCCCCAUCUCUGGCCGGCAAGGCUGUGAAGCUCUCCCCCAACGCCCCUGAAAUUCAGGGCAAUGGAAGAAUCAGCAUGAGGAAGACUGCCAGCAAGUCAGUUUCCUCCGGCAGCCCAUGGUAUGGUCCCGACCGUGUCAAGUACUUGGGCCCAUUCUCUGGCGAGCCACCGUCCUACCUCACCGGAGAGUUCCCCGGUGACUACGGCUGGGACACUGCUGGACUUUCAGCUGAUCCCGAGACCUUCGCCAAGAACCGUGAGCUGGAAGUGAUCCAUUCCAGAUGGGCCAUGCUUGGAGCUUUGGGCUGUGUCUUCCCUGAGCUUCUGUCCCGCAAUGGUGUGAAGUUUGGUGAAGCUGUGUGGUUCAAGGCUGGAUCUCAGAUCUUCAGCGAGGGAGGGCUCGACUACUUGGGCAACCCCAGCUUGAUCCACGCACAGAGCAUUUUGGCCAUCUGGGCUUCCCAAGUUGUGUUGAUGGGGGCCGUCGAGGGCUACCGUAUUGCCGGCGGCCCGCUCGGGGAGGUGACUGACCCCAUCUACCCAGGUGGAAGCUUCGACCCAUUGGGUCUGGCUGAUGACCCAGAGGCCUUCGCUGAAUUGAAAGUUAAGGAGCUCAAGAAUGGAAGGUUGGCCAUGUUCUCCAUGUUUGGAUUCUUCGUUCAGGCAAUUGUUACAGGAAAGGGUCCAUUGGAGAAUUUGGCUGACCACCUUGCUGACCCAGUCAACAACAAUGCUUGGGCCUAUGCCACAAACUUUGUUCCCGGAAAGUGAGAGUCUUAGGAUUCAGAGAGCGAGAAAGGAAUUUGUGUUUGGUUGAACCAUUGAUGGUGGUGUAAAUUUCGGGUUUGAACAAUUGAGUAUUUGAUUUGAAUGGACUUCAUUUUGAUUUUUCAGUAAUAA